AUGAACAAGCAAAGCCUCCUCAACGCACUCAUUGGCGUCCUCAAUUCGACCUCCGUUCUUCGCACGGGGGUUCAAGAGCCCAAUACUACUGACAGCACGAGUCUCAAUGCGACGCCGACCAACGGGACACUGAGUACCGGCGGGAUGUCAAAUUGCACUCAGGCCUGUGCGCUAGGCGGCCUGGUUUGUGUAGUGGCCCUCCCUAGUGAAGCGAACUUCUGUGGUAGUACCAAUCAGCAUGUCCAUUCCACCCUCAUGGCUCCGUUCCCAAGAGGAGCAGAGGGAGGGGUUGUUGCAAAUGGAAGGAUCACUGCACUGAAACCAGGGAGUAAGAAGAGUGAAGCUGAGCACGAGCCCCAAAGCGAUAGGAGAGUUGGCUCUGGCCAGCCCAAGUCUCGUGCCCCCCUUCCCGUGAUCCCCUACGACCCCUGCCCAAUCAGAGAGGGAAAUGGUACCGCGUGGGCUCUCCAAGCACGCGACACCAGUCCCAGAGGUCAACCUAAAGCAACAGCUUCCCUCGAUCCCCAAUUCCCAGUCCCGUCGAUCAUCCAGCUGCUGGUCGUUCUAUCGCCGCAAUCCCACUCCCUUCAAACGUCCUCUGCCCUUUUCUGCACCCAAAUAUCCUUUCCGGCUCUUUCCCGUUGCUCUCCACCAUGCCGGUGCCUUUCCUUGGAUCCGUUCAUCCAAUUUAUUCGUGCUCUGAUCCUUCGGGGUAAUCUCUCCCAUGUACCUUUUGAGGAGAUAAACCCUCCCUGCUCGCUCUUAUCUACCCCUUUGCCUGCUGAUUCCUCGUCUUACCUACCUGUUCGUCCUUCACGCACUGCAUUGUUCACUCCACGUCUCUUUAUCACUCAGACGAGACCCCCGGUCCUGUCCUACAUAGUCCUACUAUAG
Messenger RNA from Aspergillus nomiae NRRL 13137, 894 nucleotides. RefSeq lists its product as uncharacterized. Lineage: Eukaryota; Fungi; Ascomycota; Eurotiomycetes; Eurotiales; Aspergillaceae. The coding region runs from base 1 to 894 and encodes 297 amino acids. The record is from RefSeq and is a predicted model, not a curated record. The transcript is spliced from 2 exons.